GGCCCUGUGGCGCGCCAGUUGCCGAGAGUUGUUCAAUGGGUGGGUCUCGCCGCGCUCGAUAGCCACCGCACCUUUGUGACAUUUUGCGGAGGACUGGUGGCAUUUGUGCGUCGCUUCUAGCACCGUCCAGCACAACUUGACCAAGAUGGGUCGCCUGACAGGCUGCUGCGGCUGUUUCGACCUGCGCGACGGGUCGCGGGCUAUCGGCAUCACGCUGCUCGUGCUGGGCAGCCUGGGCCUGGUCAGCGAGGUGGCCGGCACCAUACAGCUCUCCCAGCAGGAGAACGCGCAGAUGAACUCGUCGGUCAUUGUGCAGAUCGUGUUCCAGUUCGUGUUCUGCAUCCUGCACCUGGUGAUGAAUGCGCUGCUGGUUCACGGCGUCAACAACAGCCGGCGCGGAAUGCUGCUGGCCUGGCUCAUCUACACGGGCAUCGUCACCGGUCUGCAGAGCAUCGGCGUGGCCAUCGGCUUCAUCGCGGCGUGUGUGACGGGCGUCUGGUGGCUGAUCCUGCUCGUGGUCGCCGUGGCCGGCCUGAUCGCCGUCUUCUGGUACUGGUUCGUCGUGGUGCUGCACUACUACCAGGAGAUGCAGGAGAAGAACGGCUUCGUCUACGGCAAGCAGGCCAACGACGCGCUGUGAGGUGGAGUUGAUCUGUGAAGGUGUUGAUCUGUGACGCGCUGAUGAUUUGUGUGUAAAAUGUGCACCGCGGCCUGUCUGUGUAAAAUGUGUAUGCGCGACGCUGUGACUGCUGGGAAGAGACUUUUAAGGAUGACCUCAACUGGGUGUGUUCGGAAGUGUCCUUGCUGACCUGCUGUCGACAUCACUAAGGCACUUCGCGUCAUGUGUCCCCGUAACAGGUCGUGCAGGAAGUGUCAACUCACAACGCGGAAGGGAAGAAGACAAUGAGAACGUUGUGCCUUGGCACUUAAAAGCUUCAUUCUUUUGUAACCUUCUUCUUCGAUCUUCGAUUCUUCGAGCUUCUUCGAUCAGCCAUGCUGGAUCUAUUACUCCACCAUGGGUCGACGUGUAUUAAAUAGAGGCGUGGGUAAUGACUGGGAUAUUGGCCUGGGGUCAUGAGUUGACUCUUGCCGAGGACGUCAGAACAUUUGUGGCCUACCGCGGGAUGUAAGAUCUGCUAUUUUGUAAUAAAUGCUCUGAUGUAAC
Messenger RNA from Amphibalanus amphitrite, 1165 nucleotides. RefSeq lists its product as uncharacterized. NCBI's taxonomy places the organism in Eukaryota, Metazoa, Arthropoda, Thecostraca, Balanomorpha, Balanidae. The record is from RefSeq and is a predicted model, not a curated record. The transcript has a single exon. The coding region runs from base 146 to 640 and encodes 164 amino acids.